UCUUUUUUGGGUGAUAGAAACCAUUGUGGAUGGGGAUGUUAUGUGUAAAGCACAUUUAUGAUGGAAGAGACUUGGUGGCUUUUGUGUGUUUAAUCUGCAUGCAUCUUCUUAGACUGGUAGUAAUUGUUUAUACCUGUUUUAACCACUUCUGGGUGCGAGGAUAGGAUUUCAUAAUGAUUACUGUGUGUGUAUGUCCUGAAUAGGUAGAUAGUGUAACCAUGGUUUGGUGUUACCCUCAACCAGACCUCUGCUAUGCAGUGUGUGAAGUGAAGCCAGCCAACAUCUUUUUGAUAGGUUUGGUUGGUCAAGUAGCAACCGCUUCUCUUUUCCAAUAUACAAAUCAAUUAGUACUCUGCUGGUUAGUUAGUUGGCUUCUAAUAUUAUUCCAUCCAUCCAGGCAUCUUUCUGGAUGGCUUAACAUUUUGUGGAUUUACUCUUUGUAAUUUUUAGUUGCAUUUAUGUGUUAGUUGUAAUGGUUGUGUUUUUAUUUCCUUUGAAUCAAAAAAAAAUGGUUGUGUUUUUUGUUGUAUUGGCACUUCGCUUUUUUUCUUUUAUUGGAGUGGCAUUUGUUAACAAGAAUAUCAGUAUGUGUAUUACGAUUGAAAAAUGAUGCUUCAAUAUGAGAUUUAAGAUAAUAGUUAUGCUCUAGGAAAGAGGGGCACAAGUGAGACAAAAGAUGAGUCUUACAUGUACUGUUUGUGUUUGAGUUUUGCUUAGGAGGUGGAAAGCUUUUGGACCUGAGCAUGAUGCUAACGUUCUGAAGGAACAAGCUGCAUGCUUACUGGGCUUUGAACCUAUGAGGGAAGCAAAUACUUUGCAGUAAUUUUUUAUUCUAUCGUAGUGCUAUCUAAAGCUUAUGAGUUCUUAAGGAACAAACUGCAUGAGUUCUUAAGGAACAAACUGCAUACUUAUUGGACUUUGAACCUAUGAGAGAAGCAAAUACUUUGCAGUAAUUUUUUAUUCUAUCAAGUGUUAUCUAAAGCUUAUGAAUCCUACAGGAGCAAUCGGUAGCAAUUGUAGGCUCAAUUGUGUUGAGAAACCAUGACAUGAUCAGUUGAUUUGUGGCAUUCCAGUUAGUCAUCUUAGUAUCACUCACAUUGGGGAUUAGAGGCAGAAGACAACAUUGGACUUCUCUACGAAGCUUUUUGAUUUGAUGAUUGGCAAAGAGAUCAUUGGAUAUCUAUCUUAACUCCUUCGGACACAUAUGCUAACGUAGGAAAUAGAUGAUGGGCUUUGAUCCUAUCCAUUCCACAUAUGAUAUGAGUUCGGAGAUGGGGGUUGGGAGGACAAAAUGUUAAGCCACAAGUGUUGUUGAGCCACAAAAUGUUAAAGCCCAAAAUGCAGACGAAGCAACAAGUGUUGUUGAUUAAGCCUGAUCCCACUUCAUUUAACUACCCUUGAUUCCAGUUAGCUACGUAUACUAUAUGCCCUCAUUUUGUGUGCGAUGGGAUGGUCGAGUGUUGCCUUUUUAUCUUAUAUCUAUAUCCCAUUUUAUGAGAAUCUUUUGUGUACUUAAGCUUUCUCUUAAGAUAGAUUGAAGGAAUCUAAAAUGUAUUUAAUUAAAAAUAAAUAAAUAUCCUUAAAGUCAUGAUGUAAUGAGUAAUAAGAUGAUGUACUUUUGAAUCUAAUAUUCACAUUAUAUGGAAAAUUUAAUGUGUGUAGAUGAACUAUUUAUCAUUAAAAUGAAGCAAAUAACUUCUUAUGGUUUGUAAAUCAAAAGGUACAGUCAGAUUUUUUUGUUCAAAAUAUCGUAUUGUGGCUUUCAAGAAAUGUCCUGUUAAAUCAUAAGGGUUGAAGUAUAAUUUGUUCUAUAUUAUAAAAGGUGUUAUAUGUUAUCAAUUUUUUAUUAUUAUUUCUAUCGCAGUCGAGAUAAAUAUUCAUGAUUAAUUCUUUUAUUUGAACAUAAUUAUUAAAAAAUAAUGUAUUAUCAAGUAUAUCCCGAUGAUGUAAAAAAAAAGGAAAAAAGAUUGAUAUAUAAGAAUCAUCUAUAUUAUAUGUUGGGUGAUGAAGGCAUUUGCUCUAAAGUGUGUUGUGUAAAGAUGAAAGGUGAGGAAACUUGUGAAGCUCCUCCCUCUUUAGUCAUGUGAGUGCUAUUAAGUCCAUCCAACAAACAAUAUCAACAACCAAACAAGUCACUCACAAGUCAUACCGCUCCCAUUCAAUCCAUUCACGUUCCCAUAAUUCCUUCUUCAUCAACACUUCUUCUUCAUCACUAAACUCUCUCAAUCUUAACCCCCACCUCUCCUUCGAGCCUUUGAACCCCCUCUCUUCUUCUCUACACAUACAUUCACUAUCAGCCAAUGAAGGACUUGUCCUUGUUUCUCCUCAAAAACUCUCUCGGAUCCAAGAUGAGGAAAGGCUACAGAAGCUUCUGCAAUGGCAACAGCUCCACCUCCAUUCUCAACCAACGCAAAAAUGACAGUAGUGGUGAUGACUCCUGCUUGGCUGCCCACUCUCUGUCAGGAGAAACUCCUCCAACUCUGGAAGAGAUGAUAUUGCAGUUGGAGUUGGAAGAAAAAAUGGCCAAAACUGCCAAGCUCGACUAUCAGUUUGCAGAAACGCAUCGUCGAAUGUCAUGCGUCAAUAAUUCGGACAUCUUACGAUCUGCAAGAAACGCAUUAAACCAGUACCCCAGAUUCUCUCUCGAUGGCAAGGACGCCAUGUAUCGAUCAUCUUUCCGAAACUUGCCUCCCAUUAGCAGUUCCAACAAUGGGUACUUAAGAAAGGGAUUGAAAAAGGAUGGUUUUAAUUCAGAAUCAGAGAAGACACUGUCAUGUUUGCCUCCAACAGUAGCAGGAGAAAGUGUGGUUUGGUGCAAGCCAGGGGUGGUGGCUAAGUUGAUGGGGCUUGAAGCCGUGCCGGUUCCAGUCCGGAGUCACCGGAGGAGAGAGAAGUCGAGCUCUGUGAUUAAAGAGCAGAUUAAUCUGAGCAAGAGAGCUGAGAAACAAGAGAUGGAGAGAAGAAAACCGAUCAUGGGUUCGUGUUCAAAUACCGGAUACUGUGUUAUGAAGCCAAUUAAAGUCGAGCCGGCUGACGAUGGACUUGGUUGGCCAAUUCGACGUUUUCAGUAGAAAAAAAAAAAGAAAAAAAGUUUUGUUUAGAAACACUGAUGACAAAACUAUACUUGUAAGUGAAUCUCACACUUCUAUUGUAAUGAAUGAAUUCUAUGACUGGUUUAUUUGUUAAUAGAAAAACGGUUUCUAUAAAUGUUGGGAGGAGAUAGCAUAGUUUACUAUUUAGAAUUUUAGGAGUUGGUUGAGAUGGUCUAAAUAAGUGUAUUUUUUAAUUUUUUACUAAAAGAUGUACAGAAAAAUAAAAAAUUGUAGAUCUAUAUUUUACAUUUUAGAAGUAUAGAUCUACAUUUUAGAAGAGUAAGGUAGGUCAUCGGAGUGUCAUCGGUGUACUGCCGGAAAUCAUCUACAUAGAGAGGUUCUGCUC
Camellia sinensis is the source of this 3438-nucleotide messenger RNA. RefSeq lists its product as uncharacterized. Lineage: Eukaryota; Viridiplantae; Streptophyta; Magnoliopsida; Ericales; Theaceae. The record is from RefSeq and is a predicted model, not a curated record.